AUGGCUUCGCGACAGCGGUCGAAGUCCCCAUCGACCCUUUCUGAGGGUGAGAUCAUCGAGUCAAGCUCAGAGAUGAAGGCAACUGCGUCAAAACUUCCUCUUAAUGGCACCAGCGUUGACCGUCCCUCCAGAGUUAGGACAUCCUCUGCGACCAGAUCUCCCCCGUCGCUGAGAGAGAGUCGAUCGCCUCGCCGACGAGGAUCAUGGACAAGGUCGCCCUCGAAAUCUCGAUCCCGAUCACGCUCGCCGUACCGGGACCCUAGAGGCUAUAAGCGCAGGCGCGGCGACGAUGACUAUGAUGAUUACGAUUACCGACAUGCUCGGCAAGAGCCGUCUCGACGCUACGGGUCAAGAUACGAUAAUAGAGACCAUGAUCGAGCUGCUCCCUCCCGCCGACAGAGAUCGUAUUACGACUAUGACCGCGGAGAGGGAUAUGAGGGAGGUCUACGUUAUACUGAUGACCACGAUCGUCGCAAGGAUAAACGACCGCGCACCCGCAGCCGAUCGCCGUACCGUGAAGUCAGAAAACCGAAACGAUAUGAUGAGUCGGAGCCGAAGGCAGAUGGCGCAGCAUAUCGAGCGGAUGCAGUGAAGAGCAGACCGUCUAAACAAGCAGUGAGCGAAACAGGAAAGACUCCAGCGAACGCUCGAGGUUCCAAGCUCGGUGCUGAAACACAAAAGAAUCAGAUGCAACAGGCUCUUCCAACACGUGCCUAUGUGGUUGAUGAGUAUGUUUUCAAUUCGUCUAGUGCACUUGAUAAGGCUCGGCUAACAGCGCUCUGCAGAAAAGAGACACCCGCACCAGACGCUGUUAAUGAACCAGAGCCAGCUGAACCAAUGGACGAAGCCGCCGCUCUCGAGGCCCGCCGCAAACGCCGCGAGGCUAUUCGAGCGAAAUACCGGAGCCAGGCGACCCCUAUGCAUCUGAAGGCCUUGCAGAUCGGGGAUGGGGAUACAGAUUCAUCUACCCCUGGCACCGAGCCGGCAAGCGCGCGAGACACGUCGGGUAAAUUUGCUCCUUUCAAGACCAAUUUGGUUAUUUCAACCGAAACUAACAUAAACGCUGUGGCUGCUAUAGAAUCACCGCGGCUUUCACCUGCCCAGACACCGAGCGAACAGACCGGACAUUCGUUUUCUGACUUCAAUAUUGGCAAAGACGCUGACUUGGUCACCUCGGAUGUGUCUGGAAAUAUUGAUGAAGGGAAAGAUGAACCGUCCGCUGCAGACUAUGACCCGACUUUCGACAUGAAAGAGGAAAGCCAAAAACAUAACGGGGUUCAGAGCAACAAGGAUGAUGUCUCAUCGGCCGCGUAUGACGAAACACAGACAGCCAGACAGGACAUUCUAAUCCCGGAUGCUUCUCAGCAGGCGCCGGCGCCCGCUAAAGCGAAAGACCCCUUUGAUAUGUUCGCUGACGACGAUGAUGACAUGUUUGCUGAAGACACCAAAGACGAUCAACCUGCGCAUGCGUCCGCGAUGGCUGUGCCCCAGCCCCAGGAGCUAGACAUUAGUAUGAUGGACAACUGGGAUGACCCAGAGGGCUACUACAACGUCCGGCUCGGCGAAUUGAUCAAUGGCCGGUACCAUGUACAGCAGAACCUGGGCAAGGGUAUGUUUUCGUCUGUAGUGCGGGCUACUGAUUCCAAAACCGGAAACCUAGUUGCGAUCAAGUUCAUCCGGCAAAAUGAUACGAUGCGCAAGGCUGGCAUGAAGGAGAUUGGGAUUCUGGAACAGCUCCGCGAAGCCGACCCCGAGGACAAGAAGCACGUCAUAAAGUUCCAGCGUUAUUUCGAACACAAGGGCCACUUGUGCAUGGUAUUCGAAAACCUGAGUAUGAACCUCCGCGAGGUCCUCAAGAAGUUUGGCCGCGACGUCGGAUUGAAUUUGCGGGCGAUUCGUGCCUACGCACAGCAGAUUUUCCUUGGUCUAAGUCUAAUGCGCAAGUGUAACAUUCUGCACGCCGAUCUCAAACCCGACAACCUCCUUGUCAACGAGCAACGCAGCGUGCUAAAAGUCUGCGAUUUGGGCUCGGCUUCCCCAGCUUCCGAUAACGAGAUCACGCCCUACCUGGUCAGUCGUUUCUACCGCGCUCCGGAAAUUAUCCUCGGCAUCCCAUACGACUACGCCAUCGAUGUCUGGUCCAUCGGUUGCACGCUGUUCGAGCUGUAUACGGGCAAAAUUCUCUUCACUGGCCGCAACAACAACCAGAUGCUGAAGUCGAUCAUGGAGUGCCGCGGCAAGUACCCUCCCAAGGUCCUCCGGCGCGGAUCUCUUGCUCACUUGCACUUUGACGAAAUGAUGAAUUUCCACAGCACCGAGGUAGACAAGAUCACCGGCCGCCCAGUGACUCGGGUAGUAGAUUUCAAGAAGCCUACGCGGGAUCUCAAGACGCGGCUGAUGGGCGGAGGUACCCGAGGGAUGUCGGAUAGCGAGGCGAAGGAUUUGACCCUGUUUGUGGAUUUCUUGGACCGGUGUCUCAGUCUGAAUCCAGAGAAACGGUGCACGCCGGCGGAAGCGUUGAAGCAUCCGUUCUUGACACGAAAGUAG
Molecule: messenger RNA, 2547 nt
Organism: Penicillium macrosclerotiorum
Lineage: Eukaryota; Fungi; Ascomycota; Eurotiomycetes; Eurotiales; Aspergillaceae
Product: putative serine/threonine protein kinase (Prp4)
Exons: 1
Coding region: 1-2547 (848 amino acids)
Biological process (GO): peptidyl-serine phosphorylation; peptidyl-threonine phosphorylation; mRNA cis splicing, via spliceosome
Molecular function (GO): protein serine/threonine kinase activity; ATP binding
Source: RefSeq, a predicted model, not a curated record